This is a messenger RNA of Mizuhopecten yessoensis (Yesso scallop), 2005 nucleotides long. RefSeq lists its product as uncharacterized. The coding region runs from base 548 to 2005 and encodes 485 amino acids. NCBI's taxonomy places the organism in Eukaryota, Metazoa, Mollusca, Bivalvia, Pectinida, Pectinidae. The record is from RefSeq and is a predicted model, not a curated record. Gene Ontology annotation, molecular function: zinc ion binding. The transcript is spliced from 3 exons.
UGACCUACUACACCGUCUAUUGCUUUAUUACCACUGUUUGUCUGUCGGUAACCACGCUCAACAGGGAAGUCAUUUAGUCUGCACACCUGCAGGUCUAAACAGGUAUAUCUACGCAUUACCAUGGAUUUGUGUACACAGAGCAGACAUUUUUGUUGAUAUUACUUACCAGUCAGAUUUCAGCCAAACAUAUGACUUCCAAGGUUUGAUCAAAACUUUUACAAUGUCAGCAGGAAAGUGACAGAUUUAUCAACAAAGCUACAUGUCAUCAUGUGAUUGUGAAUCCCAGGGUUGGAUAGCUAUUGACAAUGCAAGUGAACAUAGAGAAGUGUGGAAUGGAAAACUUGAAUUCAUCAUCACAGUAACCCUGUGACAUCAGUGAUCGUGAGGUAGUUAUUUCAUAUUAUUUUUCACAUGACUAUAUGGUAAAGUUUUCAUUUCUUUACAAAACAAACUCUUAUUUGUGAGUGUUUACCGAUAACAAUAUAUAUUUAUACAAGAACAACAAACUUCUUCAAGUUUUCAACGAAUAAUUUAGCUUUUUAUCAAAAUGGCAACCCCUAUAAGCCAAAUACCAAUCCGUAUUAAAGGUCAAACGACAUGUAUUCACCACAAAGGGAGACAGCUAGAAUUUUAUUGUGAAAAGUGUCAGGAACUGGUUUGUUCAAAAUGCCUUUCUUCUAUUCACAAAACCCAUCCACUUUGUGAGCUAAGUGAAAUCACUCCUCAGAAAGAACCAGACAUUAAAAACUUUAUAGACAGAACAGAAAAAAAUGACCUUGUACAAAUUGGGAAAUAUAUCACCGCUACUGAUACGCUUCUUAAAGACAACACCAGUACUUUUGAGAAGCUGUCACAAAAGUUAAAAAUGCAAACAGAUAAAUUAAAACAAGAGCUGGACAUGCUUACAGAACAGACACUCUCUCUUUACCACAAAAUGGAAGAGGAUAAUACCAAGCUGAUAAAGAAAUACAAACAGGACCUGGAGAUGUAUGAGAAGCAACUCAAACAAAAAAUUCAAGAAUGUAAAGCAGCUCUUCAGCGUGGUUCACAUUUACAGAUUUAUGAUACAUUUUGUGAGAUCCAGUCUCCUACACACAGUCUCCCUGUAAAACCUGUCCUGGGUACUGCCAACUUCACUCCGAAUGAAAAUCCUCAAGAUCACUUAAAAAAAGCCUUGGGAAAAGUUACCACGUCAGGUCAAGGUCACACUUUAACUGACCAGGAUCGGUCAGUCUCAAUAUCUGAUGAUCUAGGACAACCCUCUACACAACAACAACAGUCAGGAGCAAAAGGACAGAAAGCAGUGACAACAUACAAACUACUGCCACAGACCAAGGUAGUGGAGGAGUGGGAGUCUCCAUGUCACAUUAAUUGUAUAUGUCCCACCACUGAUGGUCAGGUGUGGACCACGGACUUUGCUACAUUAACUCUCCUGGACAGGAAGGGUAAAGUUAUACAGACGGUCAAACACAAUGGCAUGAUCAGUGACAUUAGUCUGUCACCCACCACACACACACUGUGGGUCUGUGAUGAUAACAACAACAUCAUGGAGCUGGUAUCAGGACGACUGACACACAGAUUCCGUACCAAGGAGGAACCCUUCAGUAUAUGUGUUAGAGCCAGUAACCAUGUCAUUGUAGGGAUGACCAAAUACAUCUCAAAAUUUACCACAAAAGGUAAAAUGGUGUGUACUACUAUGGCUAAAGGGACUGGGAAACCAUUAGUGUGUACAUGUACACCAUACAGGAUCUCAGAGUGUCCUGUCACUCACAAUGUGGCAGUCACUGAUUUCAGUCUUGAAAGUGAUGGUGGUGAUGGAGAGCGACAUGUUGUUGUGAUGGACACUGAUUUCAAGGAGCUGUUUCUACGAUCGUUUAAGGGUGAGACUGGUUAUGGGGUGAAGGAAAGCUGGAGUACCUGCGGCCAGUACCUGGUGACUGCCCCAAACCUCGAACCUGUGACCAGGGGUAGAGGGCUAGCGAUCAUAAACAGUCAUACGCCUUAA